Messenger RNA from Perkinsus marinus ATCC 50983, 312 nucleotides. Its product is annotated as histone H4, putative. Gene Ontology annotation, molecular function: DNA binding; protein heterodimerization activity; structural constituent of chromatin. Gene Ontology annotation, biological process: nucleosome assembly. Gene Ontology annotation, cellular component: nucleosome. Lineage: Eukaryota; Perkinsozoa; Perkinsida; Perkinsidae. The transcript has a single exon. The record is from RefSeq and is a predicted model, not a curated record. The coding region runs from base 1 to 312 and encodes 103 amino acids.
AUGUCGGGCCGUGGCAAAGGCGGUAAAGGUCUGGGCAAAGGAGGGGCGAAGCGCCAUCGUAAGGUUCUACGUGAUAAUAUCCAGGGCAUCACCAAGCCGGCUAUAAGGAGACUUGCGCGUCGUGGUGGAGUGAAGCGCAUAUCCGGGCUUAUCUAUGAGGAGACUCGUGGCGUCCUCAAGGUCUUCCUCGAGAGUGUUAUUAAGGACACGGUAACCUACACUGAGCACGCUAGGCGUAAGACGGUGACGGCUCUCGAUGUGGUUUACGCGUUGAAGAGGCAGGGGAAGACUCUGUACGGCUUUGGUGGUUGA